AUGUCUUCUAACUUUAAUUAUGCUUCCACUAAUGGCUUAAAUCCUUAUUAUGUAACUGGUUUUACUGACGGGGAAGGAUGUUUUUAUGUAGGUGUUAGUUCUAACCCUAGAUAUAAAAUGGCCUAUAGAGUAAAAGCUGUUUUUCAUAUUGGUGUACACAUAAGGGAUCUUGCCUUAUUAGAACAAAUUCAAUUGUUUUUUGGUGUAGGUACAAUAUCUAAAUUAGGAGCGGAAUCUGUUCAAUUUAGAGUAUCUGGUUUUGAAAACUUAAAAGUUAUUAUGGAUCAUUUUGAUAAAUACCCUUUAUUAACCAAUAAACAAUCUGACUAUCUACUUUUUAAGCAAGUAGUAAAUGAUAUGGAACAAGGAAGACAUUUAACUGUACAAGGUUUAAAUAAAAUCAUGUCAAUUAAAGCUGUUAUGAACAAUAAAGGAAUGUCAGACAGCUUAAAUCUAGCUUUCCCUGAUAUAGAGCCUAUUUUAAGACCAAAUAUUAAAGAUAGAAAUAUAAAAAGUCUACACUGGUUAGCUGGUUUCACUGAUGCUGAAGGAUGUUUCUUUAUAGCAUUAAAAAAAUCUCCAGAAUCUAAGUUAGGGGAAACUGUAUGA
Bipolaris zeicola 26-R-13 is the source of this 609-nucleotide messenger RNA. RefSeq lists its product as uncharacterized. Bases 1 to 609 code for a protein of 202 amino acids. NCBI's taxonomy places the organism in Eukaryota, Fungi, Ascomycota, Dothideomycetes, Pleosporales, Pleosporaceae. Gene Ontology annotation, molecular function: endonuclease activity. The record is from RefSeq and is a predicted model, not a curated record. The transcript has a single exon.